Messenger RNA from Ostrinia furnacalis (Asian corn borer), 2436 nucleotides. It is a transcript of the gene w, whose product is annotated as eye pigment precursor family transporter white. Gene Ontology annotation, molecular function: ATP binding; ATP hydrolysis activity; ABC-type transporter activity. The record is from RefSeq and is a predicted model, not a curated record. The coding region runs from base 189 to 2252 and encodes 687 amino acids. Lineage: Eukaryota; Metazoa; Arthropoda; Insecta; Lepidoptera; Crambidae. The transcript is spliced from 13 exons. Gene Ontology annotation, biological process: transmembrane transport. Gene Ontology annotation, cellular component: plasma membrane; cytoplasmic vesicle membrane.
CUAGUGAGAUCUCAGAAAUGUACACUUUACGCGAACAUUUGUGAUUAGUCGAUUUGUGUAGCGGGUACAGUCGGCGCGUUAGCUUGUCCCGUCGUAGUCGCCGCGCGCUGUCAAACUUGCCGCCAAAACCUGUGUUGUGUACUAUGAAAGUGGUGUGUUAGUGAUUUUGUGUACUUUUUGAUUCCCAAAUGACGGCUGGAACUGAGGAGCACGAGCCUCUGAUAUCGACGUCUGUGGACAACCAGACGGUCGCUUUCAAUGCAACUCCGCAGGAUGGUAACUCGCCAGUCGAGACACCCCGCACUAGCGGCGGUGAGGUCACUCUGUCCAUACCAAACCGCAACUACGGCGCCAUCGGGGGAGGCGUCGAAAAGGUCACCUACACCUGGGCUGACGUCAACGCCUUCGCCACCGAGAACAGGUCCAGGAGCAGAAGGUUCUGGAACAUGUGGAGGAACUCGUCGGAUCGCAUGUUUCAGCAGAGGAAGCAGCUUCUUAGGAAUGUAAACGGCGCAGCAUACCCUGGCGAGCUUCUGGCAAUCAUGGGCUCCUCAGGGGCCGGUAAGACUACCCUGCUCAACACCCUGACCUUCCGAACUCCCAGUGGAGUAGUGGCCAGUGGCACGCGAGCGCUUAACGGCCAGCCAGCCACCCCCGAGGCUUUGACAGCGCUGUCAGCGUACGUUCAGCAGCAGGAUCUGUUCAUUGGCACGUUGACUGUCAAGGAGCAUCUGAUCUUUCAGGCGUUGGUGCGCAUGGACCGGCAUAUACCCUACACACAGCGCAUGCGUAGAGUUCAAGAAGUCAUCACUGAGCUGGCCCUAUCAAAAUGCCAAAACACAGUAAUCGGCAUCCCAGGCCGCCUCAAGGGUAUCUCUGGAGGUGAGAUGAAGAGGCUCUCCUUCGCAAGCGAGGUCCUCACAGACCCUCCUCUCAUGUUCUGCGACGAGCCAACCUCUGGACUGGACUCGUUUAUGGCCCAAAAUGUUAUACAGGUACUCAAAGGCCUAGCCCAGAAGGGCAAGACGGUGGUGUGUACCAUUCACCAGCCUUCCUCUGAGCUCUACGCCAUGUUUGACAAGCUGCUCAUCAUGGCUGACGGCAGAGUAGCUUUCUUGGGCUCGCCAGACCAAGCUACUGAGUUCUUCAAAGAGCUAGGAGCAGCCUGUCCAGCCAACUACAACCCCGCAGACCACUUCAUCCAGCUAUUAGCGGGAGUUCCAGGACGGGAGGAGGCUACUAAGCACACCAUUGACACGGUGUGCACAGCAUUCGCCAAGUCUGAAAUUGGUUGUCGACUCGCUGCCGAGGCUGAGAAUGCGCUGAUGAGGGAGCGCAAACUAACGACGGGCUGGGCGGACGCGGCGUGGGCGGGCGCCGCCGCCCUGCGCGCGCGCCGCUCGCCCUACAAGGCGUCGUGGUGCGCUCAAUUCAGAGCGGUUCUGUGGAGGUCAUGGCUCUCAGUCACCAAGGAGCCCAUGCUGAUCAAAGUGCGCUUCUUGCAGACUAUUAUGGUGUCAAUCCUGAUCGGCGUGAUCUACUUCGGGCAGCACCUGGACCAGGACGGCGUCAUGAACAUCAACGGCGCCAUCUUCAUGUUCCUCACCAACAUGACCUUCCAGAACAUAUUCGCCGUCAUCAACGUCUUCUGCUCCGAACUGCCAAUCUUCAUCCGAGAACACCAUUCAGGGAUGUACCGAGCCGACGUGUAUUUCUUAUCAAAAACCUUGGCAGAAGCGCCUGUAUUCGCCACCAUACCUCUGGUGUUCACGACCAUAGCCUAUUACAUGAUUGGCUUGAACCCUGCGCCGGAGCGGUUCUUCAUUGCUUCAGGAUUAGCGGCCUUGAUCACCAAUGUUGCUACGUCAUUUGGUUACCUGAUCUCUUGCGCAAGCAGCAGCGUCAGCAUGGCGGCGUCGGUGGGCCCGCCCAUCAUCAUACCGUUCAUGUUGUUCGGCGGUUUCUUCCUCAACUCUGGGUCUGUUCCUCCUUAUCUCGGCUGGAUAUCAUACCUAUCCUGGUUCCGGUACGGCAACGAAGCGCUGCUGGUCAACCAGUGGUCAGGCGUGGAGACCAUCGCUUGCACCAGGGAAAAUUUCACGUGCCCUGCAUCAGGGCAGGUCGUGUUGGAGACGCUUAGCUUCUCUGAGGAUGACUUCAAAAUGGACGUCAUCAACAUGGUGCUGCUCUUCAUCGGGUUCCGACUGCUGGCAUACAUCGCGCUUCUGAUGCGCGCGCGCCGGGCCAAGUAAUGAUUUGUUUAUAAUAAGCCUAAAUAAUAUUUAAAGGAUAAUUUGUGGACUUUUAACAAUAUAUGAAAAGUUAUUAAAGGAGAUUUUGUGAACUUUUAAAUAGAAACAAAAGAAGACGGUUCAAUCUGCAAAUAUAAUAAAUUGAAGGCGUGGCGUACGUAGGUAGAUGACGUUUGAAGUGUUU